AUGGGCGGCUUAGGAACGAUUGCCAACCCUGGCUACCCGGUCCGAGUUGCGAUUGCAGUCAUGACGACAAUAUUCGGCGUGGGCUUCUGUCUUGGCUGGGCCCCCAUCUCACACAUCGUCGCGGCGGAAAUCCCCUCUGCCCGACUUCGAGACGCCACCUACUCUUUUGGCUCCGCGUUCAACAUCCUGGUGGGAUUUAUAUUUGGAUCUUUCGCCGUCCUUGCCAUCUUAUUUUCUUACUUCUGCGUUCCAGAGUGCAAGGGCAAGUCGCUCGAAGAGAUAGACGAACUCUUCGCCAGAGGUGUCUCACUCCGCAAGUUUAACGAGACGACCAUGAGGCGAGUUGAGAUUGAGGAGAAAAUCUAAAGGGUGACAGAGCACCAGGCCUAUCCCCGUAUAAUGUUCCACGUUCAAGCUUUAAUGAUUAUGAAGCAUAUUGUUGUUGCGUCUAAGAAUGCUGGCGAGCCACGAUGAACCGCGUCUAGUGGGAGG
This is a messenger RNA of Aspergillus calidoustus, 492 nucleotides long. The record is from the annotation of a GenBank genome assembly. NCBI's taxonomy places the organism in Eukaryota, Fungi, Ascomycota, Eurotiomycetes, Eurotiales, Aspergillaceae.